GCAGGGUGUUUAUUUGUGUUUGUGAGGGUCAGACACAUCACGUCUCUGUCCCCUGUAAGCUCGUGUAGUCUUAACAUGACGAUAACCUGAGAGAGCAGCACUGAACGAGGCGGCUGGAGAACCUCUCCGAUUUGAACGUGCCAAGUGAAGGGAAAGCAAAACAUGGCUGGUUUAAUGGCAGAUUUUGGUCAUUACACCCAUGCCAUCGUUCGGGGAGUCCCCGCGUCCCUGGCCAAAGACGCGCUCCGGAUCGUCCAGGCGGACAUCGACGUGGUCAAGGCGCAGAGGGAGCACGAGGCGUACGUCGAGGUGCUGAAGACGAGGCUCGGGCUGGAGGUGGUCGAGCUCCCCGCGGACGAGUCGCUCCCGGACUGCGUGUUCGUGGAGGACGCGGCCGUGGUGUGCGGUGACACUGCGCUCAUCACCAGACCCGGGGCAGAGAGCAGGAGGAGAGAGACGGAGCUUAUGAAAAAAACUCUGAAGGAUUUGAACCUGAAGAUUGUGGAAAUGACUGACGAGACUGCCACACUGGAUGGAGGAGAUGUGCUUUUUACAGGCCGAGAGUUCUUUGUGGGCCUUUCCAAACGGACCAAUCAGAGAGGAGCAGAGAUCCUGGCAGAUGUCUUUAAGGACUACGCCGUGUCGACUGUGCCUGUCGUGCAGGGGCUGCACCUGAAAAGUUUCUGCAGUAUGGGAGGACCCGGACUCAUUGUCAUCGGCUCCAGUGAACCGGCACAGAAGGCCCUCAAGAUCAUGCAGCAAAUGAGUGACCAUCGCUAUGACAAGCUGACCGUGCCUGAUGACUUCGGUGCCAACUGCAUCUACAUGAAUCUGCCUAAUAAGGGACAUGUGCUGCUACACCCCACGGCAGAGCAGUUUCCGGAGAGCGCAAAGGUGUUCGAGAAGUUGAAGGACUACAUGCUGAUCCCCGUGUGCAACAUGGAGAAAGUCAAAGUGGACGGAGCCCUCACAUGCUGCUCUGUGCUCUUCAACAAGAAGGCCGACAUCUGAGCGCGCUCACCGGGAGGGGGGGGGUUGUCUCUCAGUGCAUUGUAACCAAGCGCAGGCUGUAUCCGAUCACCAAGGAUCCCGAGGUUUAGCGAAACCUCUGUGCUUAGAGGAGGGAUAGGCAAGUUAGUUGCUGCAGAGGGACAAAGAAAAUCUGAAUCAAAGGGAGUCAUCCGCUCUCCCCUCUCCUGCAUAAACACUCAAAUUACAUGAAAAGAUCUUCAAGUGUUAAUGAAUAGUUUAGUUGACAUAAAUACAUUAGCUUGAUUAUUGUCGUCUCUAUCUGAAUGAGGAUAUAGCAUCACAAUUAAUCUCGCUCUUGAUUUGGGUACAUUCUAACAUUUUCAAUGAAAAGCUUCAAUAAAAAGAUCAGAUGAGGCUUGCAGGUGAGAUAACGGGUCAUAAAUUCACCCCGUGUCAAGCCAUGUGUGUUUUGACAGUAUUUUCUUCUGAACAUUCAUCUAUCAACAUUUAAAUUCUACUUAUAACAAAUCUAAUGAAGGAAAAUGUGACUUGAGAUCAAAGGAGGAAUAGAAUAUGUGCCAUGUGCCCCCCCCUCUUCAACCUGCAGAGCCCUACGCUCCGUGUGUAGACUAAUCCUCGCUUCCUGUUCGAUUUUUACAACCCUUGAAUGGAGCCACACUGAACAGAGCGCCAGGCCAACUAACUCAGACAUCUAGAGUAAACAAUGUAAACAGUUGAUCUGUGCUGUUUACAUUCACCACGUUAACUGUGAUUUAAUUGUGUGCGUGCUCGGUUAUGUAAUGCAGUCGGGACACAGCUUGUGGUUCUCUUUUCAAGAACUGCAUUUGGGAGUAAGAUAAAGGAAAAAAUCCUUCUACUGCUGUAAUAUGAAAGCCUCUGUGUCACGGUUGCUAUUUAGCAGUACUCAGACGUGUCUGUUAAAUUCCUGCUGAUUCUUUACAGCUGGUGCUGAGUAAAUUUCAUGACUGUACAUCAUCCAAAACCACUGACGGACUAUUGUGUAAUUAAGAAAAAUGCAUGGCCAUUUAUCUGAUUGUGAAGUUGUUUUGAUUCCUCAUUUUGAAAAUACUGUAGAGAUGUGAGAUUUUGGUAUGAUUGUCGUGAUUAUUUGUUGUUGGGUUUUUUUUUUUUCUGAGACUUAUAUGUGAUGUAUUGCCAUUGAGACCUGAGGUGCUCUUACUUUUAACAACUGUUGCUUAUUAACCGUUGCUAUCGAUCGUACAGUACUGGAAACUGUGUUUGACUCAUCUGAAUAAUUGCCACCAGCUAGAGAAGCUAACAGAAGGAUUUUCAUUGAUUCUAUAAGACCAUGGCCAUUUCGUUUUAAGGUGCACUCUGAAGGAAUGGCCGGUUUCUCUUUGUAAACAAGACAUACCAAACCUGUCCCACAGAAAACAGCUGCAGCCCAGAAAUGUCCCAACCACAGCAAAAUAAGACCCAGGUAGAGGCCAGGACCUCUGCAGAUAGAGACACUGCCACACACUUCUAUUGAAUCAGAAGUGAUGUUUGAGAGGGAUUACUUUUGUAUGAGUCUAAAUCUAGAGAUUGUUUUUCAGACAAAAACCUGCAUAGUAUGCCUUAAAGCAAUUUUGCGUCCCUCCUGCUGAGCCGUUGUUUAGAUUUGUGUGGGGAUGCAGUUUCAUUCAUUCGUUUCCAUGUGUGUUCACAAUGGCAGAGUUGCGAGGAUGUCGGUGAGCUCUGCUUCGGUGGCUUUGCCGCUGUUGUUGCUGAAUUCAUGUUUGAGGCCCGUCGCCAUGGCAUAUGUAAACAUCCCCACUCUGCAUACACUCUGUACUGUAUGCGUGAAAGCCCAUCAGAUCUGCAACCGUGUUGUUUCUCAAUGUGAUUGUAAGUGAAAGUUGAGGAAAUGACAUCAGGAGGUGAUUCAACCUUCCUCCACAGACGUUUGUGUAUGGGCAAGCGGGCAGUGAUGAUGAAACAUGGAAAGAAUUCCUGCUGGGAGGAGAGGCUUGUACACCAGUAAACACUGACUCUCUUAAACUCUCUCCGUCUUUCUCUCGACUGUCUCACUCUCGGCACUCACUUUCUCCCACCCUCUGCUAUUGCCUCAUAGACGAGCUGGGCUAAUUUAUGGCCAUGAUAUCAUACAGUCUGGCGAACGCUGUAGAUGUGAUGGCCUGCCGUUAAAAGUGUGACACUAGUAGUAUAUUUAACAGAGGGCGGCUGGCUGGGUGCGGGGUGAUAGCAUAGUUGUAGAGCAUCCAGUUCUGAUUCUCACGCAGUUACUCCUGAAGACUGAGCCAGGCAGGACCAGUCAGACACCGAAUGAUGAGUGCAACGUCAACUAUUGGAUUUUAUGCAAGUAAAGUCAUUUCGUCUAAAAUUACCAUCCACUCUCACAUUGCUCCAAAUGGCCUCUUGGUUGUACAGCUCCAGGGCACCAUAACCUUUUCCUACUGCUGAUUUAAAAUCAGAAGAACAUUUAAUACAUUUUUGGCUCUUGGCUGGCAGGCCUGAAUGUGAGUAACUGCUCCAGAAGAAGUGUGCUGACUUAUUUUUCACUCUUACUAAUCCCUGCACUCAUCCCAGUAGUCACUGAUGUUGUGUUUGCCCUUGUUCCAACUCAGGUCUCUUGGUUUUCAUACAAAUUGUGAGUAAGUCAUCUUAAAUUGAGCCUUUCAUCUACUUUGUGUAAUAAAUUAACAUUAGCAUUCAGCUGUGUUGUACUUUUUU
Molecule: messenger RNA, 3687 nt
Organism: Chelmon rostratus (copperband butterflyfish)
Lineage: Eukaryota; Metazoa; Chordata; Actinopteri; Chaetodontiformes; Chaetodontidae
Gene: ddah1
Product: dimethylarginine dimethylaminohydrolase 1
Exons: 7
Coding region: 163-1011 (282 amino acids)
Biological process (GO): arginine metabolic process; positive regulation of nitric oxide biosynthetic process
Molecular function (GO): dimethylargininase activity; amino acid binding
Source: RefSeq, a predicted model, not a curated record